CUCUUCAAAGCAAACUCUCUCUCUCUCUCUCUUCUCUCUCUCGCUCGCCGAAGCAUCCGAAAUCGCUGCGCUCCAAUUUCGCUGCGAAAGCUCUCUCCGAUCGGGACGAAUUCCUGGGCCAUGUCUGCACAAUCGGCCAACGCAAUCCAAAGGAAUCAGGUUGACCUGUCGGACUUCAUAGACUGGUCCGGCGUCGAAUGCCUCAACCAGAGCGCCACCCACUCCCUCCCCAACGCCCUCAAGCAGGGUUACAGAGAAGAUGAUGGUUUGCUUCUAGAGAGUGAUGCAGAUGAACAGCUUUUAAUUUAUAUACCUUUCACCCAAGUGGUCAAAUUGUACGCUCUUGUCGUAAAAGCGUCUGAAGAGGAAGGUCCUAAGACAGUGAAGCUGUUUUCUAACAGAGAACACAUGGGUUUUAGCAAUGUCAAUGAUUUCCCUCCAAGUGACACAGCAGUUUUAUCAGAAGAUAAUCUUAAGGGAAAGCCAGUUGUCUUAAAGUAUGUCAAAUUUCAAAAUGUUCGCAGCUUGACCAUCUUUAUUGAAGACAAUCAGUCUGGUUCUGAAAUCACAAAAGUACAGAAGAUUGCGCUGCAUGGAACCACGGUGGAAACAACAGACAUGAAGGGUCUAAAGAAGGUCGAGGACCAUUGAUGUCAGAGAAAAUGAAAAUGUUGGAUAUUUUUAUAUCAAGGGGAAGCAAUGUCAUCAGUGCAAAAAUCCUCCAGUUUCUCUCGAAAUUUUGCUCGCCUUACUGAUAGAUGGAUCUACAGUGAUCAAUUGUCCUGCAUAACUUUAUAUCACUUUGUGUCAUAGAGAAGAAUCAACUUCUUUUGGCAUUGUUGUGACACCUUUAUUACAAACAUGUCUUACUGAACAGGAUCUAUUGACGAUGUGUGGUUGAAUUGAUGUUCUCUCUUGCCGAGCAACAUUUAGCGGCAUUGCUUUGGUGAAUUAAUGUUCGGUACUCAAA
This is a messenger RNA of Syzygium oleosum, 970 nucleotides long. RefSeq names its product PITH domain-containing protein At3g04780. The coding region runs from base 121 to 651 and encodes 176 amino acids. The transcript has 8 exons. NCBI's taxonomy places the organism in Eukaryota, Viridiplantae, Streptophyta, Magnoliopsida, Myrtales, Myrtaceae. The record is from RefSeq and is a predicted model, not a curated record.